This is a messenger RNA of Morone saxatilis (striped sea-bass), 805 nucleotides long. RefSeq names its product protein Bouncer-like. The transcript has 2 exons. The record is from RefSeq and is a predicted model, not a curated record. NCBI's taxonomy places the organism in Eukaryota, Metazoa, Chordata, Actinopteri, Moronidae. Bases 103 to 501 code for a protein of 132 amino acids.
UGUGGCCUAUGCAGGAAGACCUGGAGUCAGUAGUGAGAUUAGAGCUCAUCAGGAGAAGCUCUCAAAUAUUUUACCUGUCUGAUUUACUUUUAAAUCUUUAAAAUGAACAGGCCGAGCACAUUUCAGUUCCUGCGUGUUGCUGUGUUGUGGUUCUACCUUCUCCUCCCCUCGGUGCUCUGUUAUAACCUGCGUUGCUAUUACAGCCCCAUCCUGGAGAAUGAGAAGACAUUUAAGCUCAUUGUGACAGAGUGCCCCCCUCACGAGCUGUGCUUCAAGGCAAAUGGCCGCUAUGGAAACCACAGCGCCCUGUCGGCCAGGGGAUGCAUGUUGGAGAAGGACUGCAGCCUGGUGAAGAACAUCCGCCUCAAGGGAACUGUCUACAUCACGAGCUUUGACUGCUGUGAUCGGCCAUACUGCAACUCCUGCCCGGGCAUCACAGCCAAAGCCCUCUACACCAUUGUAACACUUGUGACUGUAGCUGUGAUGGCCGACAGCUUGUGACUAAAGGCUUCAGAUGUUGUGAGCAUCUUUUAGGGGUUCAUGUCGAGGGGAAAGCUUUCAACACCAAGUGAGCAGUGCUCUGGCAUCUCUGCAGCCUCCGUAUUGUGUAAUGCAGAGGGUCUGCAGAAGUAUAUGGUGCAUGCCCAGUCUGAAGACACUGAGGUGUGCACCAACGUGAGGAUACACAUUUUAAAACGUGUGUGUGUGUGUAUAUCUUUUACAAUACUAAGUAACAAAAAUCAGUUUCGUGUUUUAAUGUCAAUAAAAUAACGCAACAAAAAUAAAACACUGAAUAAUUUUCUGA